Molecule: messenger RNA, 1719 nt
Organism: Gavia stellata (red-throated loon)
Lineage: Eukaryota; Metazoa; Chordata; Aves; Gaviiformes; Gaviidae
Gene: PRKCSH
Product: protein kinase C substrate 80K-H
Exons: 17
Coding region: 6-1571 (521 amino acids)
Biological process (GO): liver development; N-glycan processing
Cellular component (GO): glucosidase II complex
Molecular function (GO): calcium ion binding; protein binding
Source: RefSeq, a predicted model, not a curated record
CUGCCAUGCUGCCGCUGCUGCUGCUGCUGCUGUCGGUGCCGCCGGUGCUGCCGGGCACCGUGGAGGUGAUGCGGCCCCGCGGCGUCUCCCUCUCCAACCACCAUUUCUACGAGGCCUCGAAGCCCUUCACCUGCCUGGACGGCUCUGCCACCAUCGCCUUCGCCUGGGUCAACGACGACUAUUGCGACUGUCGUGACGGCUCCGACGAGCCCGGGACAGCAGCGUGUCCCAACGGCCGCUUCCACUGCACCAACGCCGGGUACCGGCCCCAGAACAUCCCCUCGGCCCAUGUCAACGACGGCGUCUGUGACUGCUGCGACGCCACCGACGAGUAUGACAGCGGGGCUGCCUGUGAGAACACCUGCAAGGAGCUGGGCCGGCGGGAGCGGGAGGCACUGCAGCGCCGGGCGGAGGUGGCGCGUGAGGGUUUCCGCAUCAAACAGCAGCUGGUGCAGGAGGCGGCCGCCGGGCGCCAGGAGAAGCAGGGGCGGCUGGGGGGGCUGCAGGAGGCCCGGCGGGGGCUGGAGCAGCGCGUGGGGACCCUGCGGGCGGCCAAGGAGGCGGCCGAGGGGCCGGAGCGGGCGGCCAAGGAGGAGCAUCGGCGGCGCUGGGAGGAGCAGCGCGCGGCAGUGGUGGCGGCGCAGGAGGCAGCGCAGGCGGACGAGGCCUUCGCCCAGCUGGACACCGACGGGGACGGGCGGGUGACGGCGGCGGAGCUGCGCGCCCGCCCCGAGCUGGACACCGACGGGGACGGCGCCGUCUCGGAGGAGGAGGCCCAGGCACUGCUGGGGGACCCGGCGCCGGUGGACGCCGCCACCUUCCGUGACCGCCUCUGGGCCACCAUCAAGCACCACUACCGGCCCCAGGGCCAAGCUGAGCCCCCCCCGUCCCCCCCCGAGCCCCCCCUGGAAGAGACCCCCCCUGAGGAGGAGGAGGAGGAGGAAGAAGAGGCUGAAAACGAGGAGGAGGAGGAAGAGGAGGACGGCGAAGGCCCCGAGGAGGAGCUGAAGGUGCCCCCCCCCCAGCACCCCGAGGAGAAGGGUCCCGAGGAGCCCCCCCCAGCGCCCCCCUUCGACGCUGCCACUCAGGCUCUGAUUGAUGCCGCCCAGCAGGCCCGUGAGGAGCUGGAGGAGGCCGAGCGAGCCCUCAAGGAGGCCGAGGAGUCCAUCAGGGCCCUGGAGCAGGAGCUGGCUUUCGACUUCGGCCCCCAGGGCGAGUUCUCCUACCUGUACAGCCAGUGCUACGAGCUGGGCACCAGCGAGUACAUCUACCGCCUCUGCCCCUUCAAACGCGUCUCCCAGAAACCCAAACACGGCGGCGCCGAGACCAACCUGGGGAUGUGGGGCGCCUGGGCCGGCCCCGAGCACGAUCGCUUCAGCGCCAUGAAGUACGAGCACGGGACGGGCUGCUGGCAGGGCCCCAACCGGGCCACCACGGUGAAGCUGUCCUGCGGGACGGAGACGGCGGUGACGGCCACCACCGAGCCCAGCCGCUGCGAGUACCUGAUGGAGCUGGUGACGCCCGCGGCGUGUCGCACGCCCCCCUCGCACGAGGACCACGACGAGCUCUGACCCCCGCCCAGCGGGAGCUGCCAGGACCUCAAGUGACGGCAACGCCCCCCCCACCCAAGGACCCUUCGGGGUGGGGGCAUUUGGGGUGGGGGGGACACCCCCACCGAGGACACUGCGACUGAGCCGGGGGGGCCGCGGGCGCUGCAGA